Molecule: messenger RNA, 1601 nt
Organism: Aspergillus pseudotamarii
Lineage: Eukaryota; Fungi; Ascomycota; Eurotiomycetes; Eurotiales; Aspergillaceae
Product: sugar porter family MFS transporter
Exons: 8
Coding region: 18-1601 (527 amino acids)
Biological process (GO): transmembrane transport; carbohydrate transport
Cellular component (GO): membrane
Molecular function (GO): carbohydrate:proton symporter activity
Source: RefSeq, a predicted model, not a curated record
GACUCGUCGGUCACAAAAUGGUGUCCUCGAAGAAACCUUUCUUCGGUCUGACCGGGGGAUGGCUGACCUUUUGGCUCACAGUCGCUUGCGGUGUGGAUAUGACGCUGUUCGGAUACGAUCAGGGUGUCUUUAGCGGCGUGGUCGUGACGCAAGACUUCCUAGAACUCCAUGAUCUGGUCGGCCCUACAAAGACGAAAACGCUUUCAACAGUGACCGCUAUUUAUGACGUUGGUUGCUGUCUCGGUGCCAUUCUCGCGUUUACGAUCGGCGACAGCCAGGGCCGCAAGAAAUGUAUCCUCUUAGGUACUGCCAUUAUAGCUAUCGGCACCAUUUUGCAGGCGUCAUCAUACAGUUUGGCUCAGAUGUUCGUCGGUCGGGUUGUGCUAGGUAUCGGCAAUGGUAUGAACACAGCUACGGCACCCAUCUGGCAAACUGAAACUGCACAGGCAAAAUGGAGAGGAAAGCUGGUCAUAUUUGAAUUGGGGCUGAAUGUCGGUGGGUACUGUAUCGUCAACUGGAUCAAUUACGGCCUAUCCUUCCACGAGGGACCCAUCGCGUGGCGGCUGCCUAUCGCUUUGCAGUUUGUCCUUAUUAUUAUAUUGUUUCUCACUGUGCCAUGGCUUCCUGAAUCACCAAGAUGGCUUAUAUCGCGAGAUCGCCAUGAUGAAGCGUCGGAAGUGCUUGCCUGUAUAGAAGGAAUGUCUAUCGAUGACCCCUUUAUUACGACCCAGCACAACGAAAUCAAAUUUAGCAUCCAGUACGAGCGCGAUAACGCCGUCCGUUGGCGAGACCUCUUGCUCCGUCGUCAGUCCGACAGCACUAAAACCCUUCGCCGGUUGCUCCUAGGUGCCGGCACACAGGCCAUCCAGCAGCUUCAAGGGAUAAACAUCAUGAGUUAUUAUUUGCCGACGGUGUUGAUGAAUUCAGUCGGACUCUCGAAUAGCCUGGCUCGACUCUUGACAGCCUGCAACGCGACGUCAUACUUUAUCUUUUCAUGCCUGGCAGUCACAGUGGUCGAAAGACUUGGCCGCCGAGGUCUAAUGAUGCUCUCUGGUUUUGGUCAGUUCGUCUGCUUCCUAGUAAUUACCAUCCUUCUUCGUUUUGCGGAGAUUGAUACGGUAUACGCGACUGCGUCCGUUGUCUUCUUUUUUCUGUACCAUAUAGCAUUUGGCAUGGGAAUGCUCGGCGUGCCAUGGUUGUAUCCAACCGAAAUCAACUCCUUACCCAUGAGGACUAAAGGAGCAGCGGUAGCAACAGCGACAAAUUGGAUCACAAAUUUUGCCAUUGUUGAGAUUACAUCCAUUGGGAUCCAAAACAUUGGAUGGAAAUUCUGGAUCGUGUGGACUGUGCUUAAUGCAGUCUUCCUACCGAUUAUUUACUUCCUAUAUCCGGAGACAGCAAACCGAACGUUGGAAGACGUGGAUGCCUACUAUCGGUCCAACCCGCCAUUGAUCGUAGCCGGUGAUCCAGAUGCCACUUCGACAAAGCGUCCCCUCAGGUUCAUCCAGCAUGAAGAUAAUGAAGUCCAGAGGAGAGCGAAACAAACCGAGUCUCUGGCCUCGAAGGGCGACGAGUUUGCCAGUGCGGAGCAUGUAGGUUGA